UCCUUUCUCCCAUCCAAAAACCCAAUAAAAUCCACCCCAUCUAAAAGAAAAAAAAAGGGUUUAAAAUUAUCAUGGGGAGGUCUCCCUGUUGUGAGAAAGCCCAUACGAAUAAGGGGGCAUGGACGAAGGAGGAAGACGACCGUCUCGUCGCCCACAUCCAGGCACGGGCGAGGGAUGCUGGCGUCCCUACCGAAGGCCGCCGGCCUCCUCCGCUGCGGCAGAGCUGGCGCCUCCGGUGGAUCAACUACCUCCGGCCUGACCUCAAGCGCGGGAAUUUCACGCAGGAUGAAGACGACCUCAUCAUCAAACUCCACAGCCUCCUCGGCAACAAAUGGUCACUUAUAGCGGGUAGAUUACCCGGCAGGACGGAUAACGAGAUCAAGAACUACUGGAACACGCACAUCCGCAGAAAGCUUCUAAGCCGGGGAGUGGACCCGGCAACCCAUCGCCCCGUAACGGAUCGGGUUUCGUCCAACACGACUACCAUCUCUUUUGACAAGAAAGGGGAGGAGAAGAGUAGCAGCAGCGAGGAGUCCCCCUCGUCUUGGUACCGGGUUCCGGAUCUUAAUCUGGAGCUCCGAAUAAGCCCGCCCGUCCAGUCCCAAUUGGAACCCGUCAAGAGCGAGGCUGGUGGUCACAGCUUUUUCGGACUUAGGACUGGUGUCUUAGACUAUAGAAAAGGAGAAUAAUGAAAACUGUUAUUAAACUUUCGGUUCUCAUUUUGUGAUAUAACUUGUUGAUAAUAGCUAUUGAUUAAUUAUUCGGGGCGCAAAUUAUCGUGUAACUGAUUCUCUCUUUUGUUAUGUGACGACGAUAAUAGGACGUGUGAAAAAGCAAUAUCCGUGUUCAUAUAA
This is a messenger RNA of Asparagus officinalis (garden asparagus), 854 nucleotides long. RefSeq names its product myb-related protein 308-like. The transcript has 2 exons. Bases 72 to 689 code for a protein of 205 amino acids. The record is from RefSeq and is a predicted model, not a curated record. Lineage: Eukaryota; Viridiplantae; Streptophyta; Magnoliopsida; Asparagales; Asparagaceae.